Messenger RNA from Kalmanozyma brasiliensis GHG001, 2595 nucleotides. RefSeq names its product Zn(2)-C6 fungal-type DNA-binding domain protein. Gene Ontology annotation, molecular function: DNA-binding transcription factor activity, RNA polymerase II-specific; zinc ion binding. Bases 1 to 2595 code for a protein of 864 amino acids. The record is from RefSeq and is a predicted model, not a curated record. Lineage: Eukaryota; Fungi; Basidiomycota; Ustilaginomycetes; Ustilaginales. Gene Ontology annotation, biological process: regulation of DNA-templated transcription. The transcript has a single exon.
AUGCCUGCGGAUCCCACUGCUUUCUACGCAUCUUCGCAUGCCUCAGCCUCAUCGUCUUCGCUGGUCGACCAGUUGAGCGAUCACGAGUCGUAUUCCAGCUCCUUUGAGCCAUCCAGAGACGGCAGCUUCAGCGGUGCCUCGUCAGGUCGAUCCGGUCCAGGUCCCUCCUCUUCCUCUCAGGGCUUCCUCUGUCCCAACUGCGGCAAGACGUUCGCGCGCGAUGAUCUGCUACGACGCCACCUCGCAAGAGAGGCAAGAGCCCUCGCUCAGCCCUCGUUCGAUCGACAAAAGAGCUGCUACGAGUGCGCCAGGUCCAAGGCAAGAUGCGAUCUCGAGGUUCCCACCUGCGGUCGAUGCCGUGCCCGAGGAAAGCAGUGCCAAUACGCUCCUAGGUCUGGAAAUCCCAAUGUUCGAAAAGCACGCAACACGGUCGCCACGCCCGGAAUGGACACUCAGAUGCAGGGCAUGACGCCCCAGAUGGCCACUCCCAUGGCCUCCACCCUGCCUGAUCAACACUGGUCCAUGGCCAACCCUGGCUUCCACAUGGCUCCCAACGUCUUCAUGGCUCCCAACCCAGGCUACGUCAAGAGGGAAGGCGAGCCCGACUACGACAGUCAGAGCGAGGGGGAGGCCCAGUCGUGGCACGAUCCAGGCUCGUCCGCCUCUGGGUCCGCCUUUGGCUCUCCUCGAUCGCAACACAGCACAGCAGAGCACCCCGACUCUGCACCUCCCAACCUGACCCACUUUUCCAUCUCAGGCCACCCGUUCCCCAGCAACACUCCUCUCCCUCGCACCGAUUCGCCCCACUCCUUCAACGAUCUCGAAUCGGACGCUGCUCCGGGACCACAACGCAUGCCGUCGCGCAAGUCGAGCGGAUUCUCGCGCACCAACACCGGACCCAUCGUCACCAACAUGAAUCGUUCCGGCAUGGCUUUCGCCAAUGAAGAGGGCGAAGAGACGCCCAUCGUGCGUCUCAGUCAACAUCAGCUCACGCAUGCCGACUCUGACCCCUCGAGGAUGCUCAUCAACGACCAUUUCCUUGCGGCACCGCAGCAUCGUCACAGAGCUACCAGCCUUCCCGAAGCGCUCGAAGAAACGCUUCCGGACAAUGUGCAGACACCAUGGAACGAGCGGUCCAUGGCAGGUCAGCCCUCACGGCAGCUUCCGCACAACUCGAUGGCGGCAGCGAAUGCCAUGAUGCCCCCGCCGAGACCUCCGACAUUGAUCACCUCCAACCUCAACAACCGCAAUGCAUGGCCCUACCCUUCUCCCAUCCGUUCCGGUCUAUAUCAACCGGGUCUCGAUCUUUCCGGCUGGCUGGCAGAGCCAGUGGUCCCGUCUCCACUGUAUCGCAUGGGUCCCAGCUUGCAUUCGGCCAUCAGCGGCAACUUUGCUGCCAUCUCGCAUUCGCCUGUCGUCGACACACCCAUCUCGGCCAAGUUCGCAGCCUCUCUCGCCCAGACCAUGGGCCUCUCGAUCAAUCCUGGUUUCCUCCCUGCUUUCCAGGAGCAUCCCGCAACCGCCGGCCCAAGCCACUCCUCCACCCAUCCGCUGAGCCGAUCCCUGUCAGAUGCCACCACUCCGCCUAGGUCGCGAUACGACUGCGAUGGUCAGCCCGUCCUGCCUGCACCCCAGUUGCCCAGCGCAAAGCAAUGGUGGAUCCAGCCAGACCAGAACGGCGAGGUCGCUGCCUCGAUUGCUCAGGGUAGUGCCGCCCACUUUGUUUCUUAUCCGGCCUUGAUGGUGCUCACCGAUCCGACCUCGCCCAUCCCGCCCUUCAUCCACCGCAAGUGGCUCCAGGAGAAUCGCGCCCGCGUUCCCGAGUCCCUUGCUAGCGCUCGUUCCAUCCUCGCCGGCUACUACGUUCGUUUGCCGGCCAGCCAAGGCUUUGUCUGGCGACUCAUCUCGGAACAGAUCAGGUCGAUCCUUCAUUCCGAGGCAGAGCUCAAGAAACCUGACUCUGAUCCCGUCGCUGUCUUUGGUGCUGUUGCAUCGCUGUGGAUGUACCUGGUGCUGAUCGUCUUUACCGACGAGUCGGCCAUCACGGAUCAUGUCGAUGCGGGUCUGCUCGACCACGCGCUCUCGGUACUAUCGAGUCUGUCCCAGUCGCUUCUCGCCCACACUGUGGAAGCGUGCAACGCGGCUUCGGGCACGAUGACCCCGAGUCUCGCCACGUUUGGAUGGAUCGAGACCAUGAUCCGCACGCUCUUUGCCUCCUACUCGCUGCUGGUGCUGCAGCGAUUCCGCGAAAACGGAGGCGAUGCACGAGAGCGUCUAGCAGGCUGUUCACUCAUCCUCGACAUUCCUCUCCCGGCUGGCGCUGGCGAGUUCGAGGCCGACAACGAGGCUGACUGGCUGCAAGCCCACCAUGCAAACCAAAACGUCCUCACCGAGGCCGCCGCCCCCUUUGUCCGCCCCACGUUGCGCCAGCUCGUGCAGUUCCGCAAGGACACCUUCGCAGCCGAGUCACAAAGCUCCCAAGCUGAGGCCAAACUGCGCGACCUCCCGUGGGCCGCUACCCUCUUUGACAACCAGGACGAGUUCACCAAUGUUGUUCUCUCGGUCGCCUUUGCUCUCGAUGAUACCCGUGUUUAA